Molecule: messenger RNA, 855 nt
Organism: Micromonas pusilla CCMP1545
Lineage: Eukaryota; Viridiplantae; Chlorophyta; Mamiellophyceae; Mamiellales; Mamiellaceae
Product: set domain protein
Exons: 3
Coding region: 1-855 (284 amino acids)
Molecular function (GO): protein binding
Source: RefSeq, a predicted model, not a curated record
AUGCCUCCCAAGCUGGUAAACACGAAAGUCAUAAGAGGGCCUUUCGAGUGGGAGCAAAACGUGACCGGGGACUGUCGACCUUGCGACGUGCUGGUCCCGUUCACGUACGUAAAGAACAGAGUUUACGUCGAGGCGGAUGACAAGAACAAUAAAAACGGAAAGAAGAAAGACAAAAAAAAAAACGAGCGGAGGUUCACGGAAGAGACGCGAUACGAGUUCAGACGAUGCACAUGCCCCUAUCCCAAGACGCACAUCGAAGGUGGGAACGAUUUAGAAACGUGCCCGUUCAACGCGAUUCAAAGAGGAGAAGUUCUUUUCCCUCUGCACGUGUAUCAAGAUGACAACGGAAAAGGUUUCUGCGUGAGGGCGAAACAGAAGAUUCCGAAAGGCGGCUUGAUAUGCGAAUACGUCGGGGAAAUCAUCACUCAAAAGGAGGCGGCCAAGCGCGAGCGAAACUAUUCUCAGCUCGGUUUAUUUUACUUGCACGACGUCCAUACGAAUUACAGAUCGAAGCGAAAAAGCCCAAUUGAUCGAUCUAACAAAAUCGUUAUUUCAAUGCAGUACAAAGAGUAUACGAUCGAUGCGACGAUGUGUGGUAACGUCGCGCGCAUGCUCAAUCAUAACUGCGAACCUAACGUGACAACUCUUGAAGUCGCUGUCGUUCGGGACCCAGCUUUGUCCGGUGACGCAGCGAGGGUUCCAAAGUUGCCAAGAGUUGGAUUCUUUGCCACGAGAGAUAUCGAAGCAAAUGAGGAGCUUUGCAUCGAUUACAGUCCCGGUAGGCGUGGCGACGAUUUGCAGGAGGUGAUGGAAUGCUUUUGCGGUUCGAGAAAGUGCAAGGGCUGGUUAUUCUGA